Salvia miltiorrhiza (redroot sage) is the source of this 3212-nucleotide messenger RNA. RefSeq names its product putative disease resistance protein RGA3. Gene Ontology annotation, biological process: defense response to other organism. The record is from RefSeq and is a predicted model, not a curated record. Gene Ontology annotation, molecular function: ADP binding; protein binding. Lineage: Eukaryota; Viridiplantae; Streptophyta; Magnoliopsida; Lamiales; Lamiaceae. The transcript has a single exon. Bases 106 to 2991 code for a protein of 961 amino acids.
UUGCGAAUGAUGACAAGACUAUGAGUCAAUAAAAAGUCUGUAAAGGCAUCCAUGAUAAUUAUUGAGCAUUUCAGUUGUCCCACAAACCGUUUAUUGUAAAUCUGAAUGAACUCGGUGUUUCUUGAAUAUCAAAUCAUCAUGGCUGAUGCGAUAAUCUCAUCAGUAGCAGAGCAGCUGAUACAGAUUGCUAAAGAGCAUAUUAAGAGCGAAAUAAAAUUGGUGAGAGGCGUGGAGAAGGAGCUUCGGAAUCUCUCGGACAGUCUGAAGGGGCUGAGAAAUGAGUUAGAUGACGCUGAGAGGAGAAGAUAUGAGGACAAAGCAAUCGGUAACUGGGUAUUGAGGCUGGAAGAAACGUCUUACGAAAUGGAGGACGUUUUGGAGGAGUGGUGCUACGCUCUUGUUCAACAUACCAUGGAAGUUGCCGCUACUCCUAAGCACAAGGUAUUCCCCUCCCUCCUACCUUGUUGUUUAUGCUUCAGGAAUGUUGUUUUUCGUCGUGAUAUUGCCAUGAAAGUCGAGUAUCUGAAAGAUAAACUCAAUGAGACUCUUAAGGAGAAAAGCCAAUUUCAUUUUACCAUUUCUCAACUUGCCGCUAAUUGGAGGGUUCAAUCUACUUCUCGAUUCGACUCAUCUGAACUCCAAGGUCGAAAGUAUGAUACGGCUAUUGUAGUGAACAAAGUUGUUUUGGGCGAGGAAUUAGGGUUUAGAAUUGUAUCGAUAGUGGGGGCGGGUGGUCUUGGGAAGACGACUCUUGCUCAACUUGUUUAUAAUGAUAAUCGAGUAAAAGGUCGCUUUGAUUUGAGAAUCUGGGUGUGUGUCUCAGAUCCCUUCGAUGUGGCUAAAAUAGCCCAAGGGAUUAUAGAGAGUAUGGGAAAGGGAAGAAUUAGCAUUUCCAAUCAAUUGGAAGCCACACUUGAAAGAUUGGUAGAAUUGAUUGCAGGUAAAAGAAUUCUGUUGGUCCUGGAUGAUGUUUGGACAGAAGAAUAUGACAAGUGGGAGCCCUUGAAGAAUGCUCUUAAAUGUGGUGGAGCAAGCACCACAGUUUUGGUGACAACAAGAAAUGAAAAUGUUGCCAAAAUCAUGGGCACAAUGGAUCGUGACAUCUAUCGUCUAGGGCUCCUUUCAGAAGACGAAUGUAGGCUGUUAUUAGAGCACACAGCGCUCUCCGGAAGGAGCAUGGAAGGGUUUGAGGAUGUGAGUGAGAAAAUAGCUCGUAAAUGCAAUGGUUUGCCCCUUGCUGCAAAGACUCUGGGAAGCCUCCUGCGUUUCAAGGACACGUUGGCCGAGUGGGAGAAUGUAUUGACGAGUCAAGUGUGGGAAUUCAAAGAAGUGAAAGAGAAGCUUUUCCCACAUCUUCUUUUGAGUUACAAUGAACUAUCCCCAAUGCACAAGCGUUGCUUUUCUUAUUGCUCUUUCUUCCCUAAAGAUGAGAAGAUUCGUGUGGAAGAAGUGAUAAGAAUAUGGAUGGCACUAGGUUAUUUGAGCUCCAGUGCAGAGGGUGGCGGGGAUAAUUUAGAACUCAUAGGGCAAGAGUGCUUCAAAAAUUUAGCUAGGCGAUUCCUAGUUCAAGAGUUUGAGGAAGAUGGGCAGAUAGAGUCCUUUAAGAUACACGACAUAGUGCAUGAAUUUGCUCAGUUUCUUAGGGAUGCUAGCAGCAGAAUGGAGGCCUCUGAAAUAAAGACAACAACUUGCAAAGUUUGUAUCCCAUUUAUAGCUCAGGCCAAAGCUUAUCGGAGCUUGAUUUUUGACAAAAGGUCUAUCCCGAGUCUUUGUAACUGCCUCACAAACCUUAGAGUGUUAGGACUUUGGAAUGAUUUUCCAAGCGGAAUAGAGAAUUUAAUUCACUUGAAGUGGUUGUCUAUAGAUCAUUGUGUUUUAUACAAUGAAGAUCUGGAGAACAUUUGUAAGCUUUAUUACUUGCAAACUCUUUUCCUAAGGUCUUGCAGCCUGAAAACAAUUCCAAGACAAAUCGGGAAUCUGAUUAAGUUGAGACACUUGGACUUGAGCAAUAACCGAGAGCUGCUGGAGUUGCCAGAGAGCAUAUGCGCCUUGCCUGAACUGAGAACCUUGAAUGUUGAGGGCUGCAUUGAUCUCUCCCAACUUCCUCAAGGGGUGGAUAAGCUCAUCAACCUCAAGCACCUCCACAAUAUGUAUUCUGUGAUGCAGUUACCUCAGAGUCUAGCAAGGUUAACCGGUCUUCGUGGAUUGAGUGAAUUCAAUUGGGGAAGUGGUGGGAACAGGAUGAGAUUGCUGAACAAGUUAAACCUCCUUAGUGGAUCUCUACAGCUCAAAAUAAAUUUGGGCACAGCUGAAAUGGUGGAGGAUGCCCGAGAAGCAGAGCUGAAGCAGAAGAAGCACGUUCAAGCACUCCGUAUGGAGUUCUUGACUGAGACUGCGAUAUCAUCAUCUACCAUCCAGAUGGCUGAGGGUAUAAUGGACGCCCUUGAGCCACAUCCAAACCUCAGACACCUCUCAAUAUUUUUCUACGACGGCACCAAAUUCCCCGAUUGGAUUUCCUCUCCCUUCAACCAACUGAGGUCCAUUGCGCUCACUAGUUUCAGAAACACGCCGUGUUUGCCACCUCUUGGAAAGUUGCCCUGCCUGGAGGAGAUUGACGUCCGUGACAUGUACAGAUUGGUAACUCUGGGGCCACAGCUGUUGGGAACAGGGGAUACGGACACUUCAUCUCCUAACGCUGUUGCCUUCCCGAAAUUGAAGAAACUGAUAAUCAAGGGAUGUGAGAACUGGAGGGAGUGGGAAGACAUAACCCCUGCCCAAGAGGAACACUUGAUAAUGCCUUGUCUUACUGAGUUGGCUAUCAGAUUCUGCUCCGAGUUGGCUGCGCUACCACAUCGCCUUCUACAUAAGGCGUCGUCGUUGGAGUUGUUGGAUAUUGCUGGUUCAGAGAUGCUGAUACAGCGCUACGGGGACAUCAACGCUUCAGCCUGGAAAUCCAUAUCUCACCAUAAUCCACGCCUUCGCCUGAGAUAGUUCUUGUAUUCUCCCUCUGUUUUUUUUGUUUUUUUCUUCGAAUUCUAACUUGUUUUAGUAGAUUUGUUCAUCUCUCACGAGUUCAAAUUGGCAGAACAGAUUCUACUUUUGAUUUUUGGGGAUGUUAUACUUUAGAGAAUCCCCAUUUGAUUGCAUGGAGUAUUGUAUAUUUGUAUGAACUUUCUUCAUAGUAAGUCUAAUAUGUUUACAUAUAUAUAUUA